AUGGCAGCGACGGCAGUAGCUAGUGGAGGAACGACAGGAGGCGCGAGUAGCGGAAUGACGCCGUCAUAUCCGAUGGCAUCGUUAUACGUCGGGGAUUUGCAUCCGGAUGUGACCGAGGCAAUGCUCUUCGAGAAGUUCAGCUCAGCUGGACCGGUGCUUUCGAUUCGAGUGUGUCGAGAUGCGAUCACAAGACGUUCACUCGGAUAUGCUUACGUUAACUUUCAACAACCCGCUGAUGCUGAACGUGCAUUGGACACGAUGAAUUUCGAUGUGAUGUAUGGUAAACCGAUCCGUAUAAUGUGGUCGCAACGAGAUCCGUCAAUGCGUAGAUCGGGUGCGGGUAAUAUCUUCAUCAAGAAUCUGGAUAAAAGUAUCGAUAAUAAGGCAAUCUAUGACACGUUCUCUAUGUUCGGCAAUAUUCUGAGUUGUAAAGUGGCGAACGAUGAGGAAUCGAACAGCAAAGGCUAUGGUUUCGUGCAUUUCGAAACUGAAGAGGCUGCACAAAAGGCGAUUGAAAAAGUCAACGGAAUGUUGUUGGAGGUGGAUUGUUUUCGUUACUAUGUGGGUAAAUUUCAACCUCGCGCAGCGAGAAUGCGAGAAAUGGGUGAGACUGCACGUCGUUUCACGAAUGUCUUCAUCAAGAAUUUUGCCGACGAAUUAGAUAAAGAAAAAUUGGAGAAACUGUUCGCGAAAUUCGGUAAGAUCACAUCUUGUGCGGUGAUGAGCGAUGGAGAGGGAAAGUCAAAAGGCUUCGGAUUCGUUGCUUUCGAAAAUCCGGAAGAUGCUGAGAAGGUGGUGACAUUUUUUAGUUGGUUUUGA
Anisakis simplex (herring worm) is the source of this 819-nucleotide messenger RNA. The record is from the annotation of a GenBank genome assembly. NCBI's taxonomy places the organism in Eukaryota, Metazoa, Nematoda, Chromadorea, Rhabditida, Anisakidae.